GCGCGGCCAGCAGCGGCGGUGGUAGUGGUUUGUGCUGGGAGGCUGUCGAGGGAGAGCAGUUUGUGUUUCAUUUUAAUUUUCUUUUCUUCUUUUUUUUUUUUUUUAUUCUCUUCUUGGUGGUCGCGGCGCCGCCGUCGUCGCGCGGCUCGGCGAGCGCCUCUCGUUGCAGCCGCGGGGCGGCCGCCGGUACCGCCAGCGAGGCGCUGCGGCCGCGCUCCGCUCCCGGUGCGGGCGGUGCGUGCGCGGCUUCGCGAGGUCGCAGCAGCAGCAGCAGCAGGAGGCGGCGGCGGUGGUGUUGGUGUAGAGGGAGGUCUCCUUCCCUCCCUCCCUCCCUGCGGCACCAUGAAAGCCGUGAGCCCCGUCCGGCACCCUAGUCGCAAGGCGCAGCCCGGCGUGGCGGGCGGCGGAGGCGGGGGGCACCCAGCCCUGCGGUGCCUGGCCGAGCACAGCGGCUGCAAGGGGGGCCCGCCGUCGGGCGAGGAGCCGGCGGCGCUCUGCCUGCAGUGCGAUAUGAAUGACUGUUACAGCCGGCUGAGGAAGCUGGUGCCCACCAUCCCGCCCAACAAGAGGGUAAGCAAAGUGGAGAUCCUGCAGCACGUCAUCGACUACAUCCUCGACCUGCAGCUGGCUCUGGAGACGCACCCAGCGCUGCUCCGGCAGCAGCCGCCGCCACCCGCCCUCCACCCGGGCAGCUGUCCUGCGGGUACCCCCAGGACUCCGCUGACAGCCCUCAACACUGACCCGGUAAGAGGCAGGCUCUGUUAACAAGCCGGGGGACAGCAUCCUCUGCCGCUGACCGCCGCUCCCCAGGUGUGCGGCGGUGCCGCGCCGCGCAGAGGCAACGGGGGGCGGGCGGCGGCGGGGGGGGCCCGGCCCGGCCCCGCCGCACCGGAGGAAGGAGCCAUCCAACCCCCCCGAGCAGUUCCCAUGCUUCACCCCGCAGAGCCAAGCCUCUUCACCAUUUUGCACGUCCGUAGCGGUCCCCCCACCCCACCCCCCGUGUUUGGUUUUGUUUUUUUUUUUUUCCCCCUUCCCUGGUUCUGUCUCUUCUCGUCGUUCCCGGCCAGCUGUGAGCGGCGGCGUGUCCCGCGGUGGCAGCAGGAAAAGUUGCGACUCUGCCCCGGGAUAGAGGACCGAGCCUAAAACCAGACUUUAGAAACCUUGUAACUCUUAAGGGACCGAGCAGCCGAAUUUUGAAGCUUUACUAAUCUACCAGAGCAUUUGUAGAUAUAUUUGACAUCUAUUGUUUAAAAUAGAUGGAUUUUAUUGGGGCCCAGGGAACUUUCUUCUCCCUGCAGGAGUGUUACAUAUUGUAUAGACAAAUGAGUGACAUUUCAUACUGUGUAUAUAUAGAGAUGUUCUAUGAGUGUGAGAAAAGUAUAUGCUUUAAUAGACUACUGUAAUUAUAAAAUAUUUUUAAUUAAAUAUUUUUUUGUAAAUAUUAUAAAGGUGUGUAUGUUUUUUUUUAAUCUGUGGGAAUAUCUCUUUAGAAAACCACAGCUCAAGUACGGAGCUGCUAAUAUGGAAGUAUCUUGAAUGUUUAGGACUUUUUUUUUUUUUUUUUUUUUUUGUCCCCAGAUGUCCUUUAGACUCAAAAGUUGCAGCUAUAGCUAGUGGUCCUGCAUGAUUGCAUGAGAUGUCUAAUUGCGAAUAAACUUGUUUGGAGUCCAUACAAACGUGUUUUCCUUGAUCUGGACUGAAAAUGUUUGUAAGUGUAUUAUACAUUGAGACUACACUUUUGUCAUUUAGACACAGGGGUUUUUAGUGCAUUCUAUUAAAGUAGCAGUAAGAUGUAGUGGUUUUUACUGAGAAUAGAAAAAACAAAUUCUAUCUAGUUUUUUUGCAUUAUGGGGGCGAUGCUUUAGAUCUCUAAUCUGCUUUUUUUUAAAAUCUGCUGUUGCAUCAGAUCAAGAAACUUGUUCUGGAACUUCACUUAGCACCAAAAUGUUUUAUUGCAAACUUGUGUUCCUACAGCUUAUUAUUGCUUAAAAACUGAAAACAGUUCUCUGCUUGCAACCAAAGGGCAAACCAUUAACAAAAACAGUUGCUGAUUCUUUCAUCCAAAGAGUAUUAAUAGCUAACUGCAGAAAGGCACAUGAGCAAAGUUGUUACGAUCAGUGAUGUAAAUUCAUUUUAAAAUGAACUUAAGUAGACCAAAAAUCGGAUAACUGCGUCAAGAUUAUUUUUCUAGUACAAAAUGACUUACAUUUCACUGCAGCUAUGUUACAGUUCAAAUCCUGUUUAAUCUCUGUGAUGUGUAACUACUACAUGUGAACAUUAAACUAGAUUUACCUGUCUUUAA
Empidonax traillii (willow flycatcher) is the source of this 2302-nucleotide messenger RNA. It is a transcript of the gene ID4, whose product is annotated as inhibitor of DNA binding 4, HLH protein. Gene Ontology annotation, cellular component: nucleus; cytoplasm. Gene Ontology annotation, molecular function: protein dimerization activity; transcription regulator activity. The transcript has 3 exons. Gene Ontology annotation, biological process: negative regulation of transcription by RNA polymerase II; circadian regulation of gene expression; cell differentiation. The record is from RefSeq and is a predicted model, not a curated record. NCBI's taxonomy places the organism in Eukaryota, Metazoa, Chordata, Aves, Passeriformes, Tyrannidae. The coding region runs from base 343 to 765 and encodes 140 amino acids.